AUGUACGAUCUCUCAAGAGUUGAUAGGGGAUUCAUUUAUCCAGAUAAUCCUAAAUUUGUCAAAAGCCCAUAUAUAAGAAAUCCAGGAUUUCGAGUGCAACCAGAAUUAGCGAUUGCCGAUGCUACACAUAUAGCAGGCAAUUCUAUUAUUGGAGCUACAGUAUGUACUAUAGGUGCUAUAACUAAUUUAAUAAGAUGUGGUGAGGUAAAAAAUGGAGAUUUGACAUGGUUUGUAGGAGAGCAUGAAGUUGAGAAUAUGAUUGCAACGACCCCGAUGACACAACAUGGUGAUAGUGGUGCACCUGUGUUUAGGUUUCUCGAUUUGUUUUCUUUAACAGACCGACUCAGGGUUCAUCUUCUCGGAAUGCAUAAUGCUGCAGGUUUUAUACCUGAAAGUGAAGACAGUCCAGAUGAUAUCCCUAUAUCUGCACAUAUUCCACUAUAUAAAAUUUUAAAAAAUGAUAUGUCUGUUGUUACAAUUUAUGAU
Racocetra fulgida is the source of this 486-nucleotide messenger RNA. NCBI's taxonomy places the organism in Eukaryota, Fungi, Glomeromycota, Glomeromycetes, Diversisporales, Gigasporaceae. The record is from the annotation of a GenBank genome assembly.